Molecule: messenger RNA, 1126 nt
Organism: Musa acuminata AAA Group (dessert banana)
Lineage: Eukaryota; Viridiplantae; Streptophyta; Magnoliopsida; Zingiberales; Musaceae
Product: probable pyridoxal 5'-phosphate synthase subunit PDX2
Exons: 7
Coding region: 164-943 (259 amino acids)
Biological process (GO): pyridoxine metabolic process; pyridoxal 5'-phosphate biosynthetic process
Cellular component (GO): glutaminase complex; cytosol
Molecular function (GO): glutaminase activity
Source: RefSeq, a predicted model, not a curated record
UUAAAAUUUGCACUGACUCGCCUACCUUGUGUGGUGUGCGGAGCAAAAUAAAGAUGAAAGGCUUUCGAAUCCUCGGUAUCAGAGAGCAGGAUACGCUACUACUGGCUGCCUUCUCUUCCUUCCGUCUCCCUUUCUCUCUUCUUCUUCGUCUUCUUAGACUGUUAUGACGACGGUGGGCGUCCUGGCGCUGCAGGGUUCUUUUAACGAGCACAUGGCGGCGUUGCGGAGGAUAGGGGUGAAAGGGGUGGAGAUAAGGAAGGCGGAGCAACUGCAGGCCGUCGACGCCCUCAUCAUCCCGGGCGGCGAGAGCACCACCAUGGCCAAGCUCGCGCACUACCACAACCUCGUCCGCCCUCUUCUAUCUUUUCCUGCUUUACGAGAAUUUGUAAGUACUGGGAAGCCUGUCUGGGGAACCUGUGCAGGACUUAUUUUCUUGGCAAACAAAGCAAUUGGUCAAAAGUCAGGAGGCCAAGAGCUUAUUGGGGGACUAGACUGCAUUGUCAAUCGAAAUUUUUUUGGUAGUCAGCUUCAGAGCUUUGAAACAGAACUGUCAGUCCCUAAGCUUGCAGAGGAGGAAGGGGGGCCUAAUGGUUUCCGUGGAGUUUUUAUACGUGCACCAGCCAUCUUAGAAGUAGGACCUGAUGUCGAGAUAUUAGCAGAUUGCCCUGUUCCUUUGGAAACGAAAAAGAGUAUAAUGUCUGUUGACAAUGGCCAGGAGGAGGAAAUAGUUUCUCGUGAGAGAGUAAUUGUUGCAGUAAGGCAAGGGAACUUACUGGGGACUGCUUUUCACCCUGAACUGACUACUGACCUGCGAUGGCACAGUUUAUUCUUGAAAAUGAAGAAAGACAGCAGUGAUAGGUGCUUGCAACGCGUUCCCACAUCAGGAACAGACUUAGAAGAUUCUCUAGGAAAGAGACCUUUCGAUCUCCCCAUUUAUGAAUGAUAUUAAAGAUGACAACCAACAAGUUGACUUGUCUGUACUUAGGUUGUUCACAUUCUAGCAGCUCCAUGAGAUUUAUCUCAUAAUGAAACUUUCAUUUAUUUAUGUAAUGCCCCUUCAAAUUUCUACCUCUUUGAAAUUGUUUCAGGUACAAAAAACAAAACAUACCAGAUGUUGUUUGGACAA